Messenger RNA from Anopheles cruzii, 6328 nucleotides. RefSeq names its product kinetochore-associated protein 1 (gene rod). Gene Ontology annotation, biological process: mitotic spindle assembly checkpoint signaling; protein localization to kinetochore involved in kinetochore assembly; mitotic sister chromatid segregation. The transcript has 10 exons. Gene Ontology annotation, cellular component: cytoplasm; kinetochore microtubule; RZZ complex. Lineage: Eukaryota; Metazoa; Arthropoda; Insecta; Diptera; Culicidae. The record is from RefSeq and is a predicted model, not a curated record. Gene Ontology annotation, molecular function: small GTPase binding. The coding region runs from base 1 to 6210 and encodes 2069 amino acids.
AUGUGGUCUUGCCUUGAGCCUGUUCCAACCAUCGAUGAAUCCAUCGUUGGUGAUUUUUGUACGAAUGGUUUGCUGCGAAUCAAAAGCGAGAAAACGGUGGUGAAAACUCCAAACAUCAACGGGAUUCUACAAAACAGCCGGCUUAUCAUAUCGAUCGACAGCGCCCUGAUCCUGUACCCGGACGAGAAGCGGUGCAAUGAUGGAAACUUUAUCGACGUUACUCACCCGGUGGAAGCGAUCGCCGUGUCCGCCAGUGGCAACAUCAUCGUGUGUGGCUUGUGCGACGGCACGAUCAUUGGGCUGCACAUAAAUGGUAUCAACUUAUUCUCGUUCCAAAUCGAUCCGAGCGACGCCGGGAACGCAGAUGGUCGGUGCUUUGCUGGAAUAUCCGAUGAAGGAAACGGGAGCUACGUUAUUCAAACUGCGCGCGGUUCACUGUAUCGUGUGGCGGUCGAAGAGGCGAAGAUUGCGGAGUACAUCGCAAAAACUAACCUGGAGCAGGAGUCCUGGACCGGCGCAUUCCCCGACUGUGCCAGCUGUGACCGACUGCUGGGCAAGCAGUUUCGGGAUCCGAUCAGCUGUUUCAUUCUUGUGCGCCGCGAAGAAUCAUCACCGUAUCCGUUGAUUGUCGCGGCAAACACGGACAUGUUGUGCUUUUACCGGGGAGACUUCGUCGAAAAGGUGCAGCUGAAACCGGAGUACGAUGGCGUAAAGAAGAUGUAUACUUUGAUGAACUUCAACUUUGCCCUUACGCACAGUGGCCAAAUUUUCGAGAUAUGCCCACUGUCCAAGUUCUAUUCCGAACUGCCGUACACGUUCCGAAUCGACGAUCUGGUGAUUUUGGAGGCCUCGGCGAAUGUCAUCGAAAUGCUCAUCAUUACAAAGGCGGACGCAAAUGGUCGAAAAUUGAUGAAGAUUGUUAACUUUCCCUCGAUGGAGCUGAAGCAGGAAAUGGAAAUGCCUGAGCAUACGUGGCUGGUGCAGCAGCCUAAAAAUUCCGCCAACAUCUACUAUAUCGUCGGGCAAACGCACCGUGAGCCCGUGGUGCAAGAGUUCGAGCUGAAGAUUCUAUCGGAAACCGAUCCGUCGCAACGACUGGUGAAGCUGAUCAAGAUAGGGCGGUUCGACGAGGCCGAAGUGUUUGCCCGACAAUUUGAACUCGACGUUCAGCUCGUGCACCAAGCGCGCGCCAAGUUGCUGCUGGUAAACCUCGCGUCCGGGAAUGUAGAGGACAAGUUCCACAAGCUGAUGGCGGCACUGGCGCACGUAGACGAUGCGGCGUUUCUCAGUAGCAUACGUGAUGCCCCGAUCAAUGAUAGGAACCUGAAGAAACGGUUCCUGCAAUUUUUGCUCACGAAAGUGACCGUCGCUGAGGAUCCAACCAUGGAAUCGGUCAUUGAGAUCAACGAGCAGGUGCUGCGUAUCGAAACGCUCAAACUGAUCGACCCACUGGGUAUCGAUCAGGACUGGCAGCAGUUUGUGUACCACGACAACCUUCCGCAACUCUGCACCGAACUUUUCCAAAAGGACAUGGACGCGGCCUGCCUGAUCUGGUCACGGCACAUUGCUUGCAUCCUGCCACAGCUAGACGAAGUCAAGGUGGCCGCCCUGCUGGCCCGAAUUCCGAAAGAAACGUCGCCGCUGCACAUCGUCCAGUGGUUGCUGCACUUCGUCAGUCCCAUAUUGCACCAUCAUCCGCAAAUGAUGCAGCUCCUCGUGCAGUACAUCAUCGCGAAAGCGAAAUCGUUUCAAAAGCUACCGAGCUGGCCCAUGGUGGGCUUAACGUUCGUCGAGGAUGUCAUCAAGAUACUGGCGGAUGUGCAGUUCCCCCUGAUCGAUCUGCGGCUGCAGUAUAACAGCAAUAUGGACGAACUGCACAGAAUGGCGCGCGCUCUCCGCGAUCUCGUCACACUGAAGCAAAAGUUCAACCUUCUGGCCAAUCUCGAUUGCUACAUCGACGAAGACAUCGAAAGUACCGCUUUUCGAUUGCUGCAAAUCACGCCACUCAAUCUGCUGAACCGCAUCGUCACCGAGUUUCUGUGGAAAUUCUUCGUCGGCAAAGAGUCGAACCUUUAUCAUCAGAUCGUCUGCUACAUCCGGUUUCUCCUCAACAACCAGUACAGCAGCUUCUGGGACCAACGGUCGAUCACGCUGAUCGAGCUGCUGUACGACGAGCAGCAGCAGAUGGAAACGGUGCUGGCCAUUCUGAAGGCGGCACCCGUCCCAUGGCCCGCCACGAUCGCCUCACUCAUGAAGUACGCUACCUGUGAUCAUCCGAUCGCGGAGGAAAUCGUAAUGGCCCAAAACAUGCAAACAAUCAAGUGUUUGCAGAUGAAGUACGGCUGGAGCGUUAAAGCACCGUACGAUCCGAGGCUGCUCGUGCAACGUGUACUGAAACUGCAUCUACCCGACAUGCUGGUCGAUAUCGCGACGAUCGUACGGACCAACCCGGGACUAACGUUUUCCACUGACCUGAGCGUGAUCGCAAAGCUGGCCGAAGCGGGUGAAGUCAUCGUGGCCGCAGAAUAUCUGGAUGGGCUGAACGAGAAGCGAAAAGUCGCCUGUUGCCGGGGCUCCAUCGGCAUGAUGAUCCGUACGGUGGAUGCCGGAAGAAUCUCUACAAACCUUGCGAUGGCCUACCUGGAAACGCUGCAGAUGCUCAAGCAUCGAGCGGACGCGGAGCAGCAGCAAGACAUUCAACAAAUUGUUCACAUCAUGCAGCUUCGCAUCGAGUUCGGGCUGGCCGUGAAUCGCCAAAGUCUAAACAAUACCGCAGAUCGCGCCGAAUUGCUUCUUUCGGGCAUUAGGUUUAUUCUUUCGAAGAUCCGAUCGAAUCGCGUUCAGUUCCUCGAUCUGCUUCUUGGAGCCGUACGUCGGCUUUCGUCCUAUCUCGCUUACAAUCCUCUUGACAGCCUGUACGAGGUGAUGGUUCUACUUGAUAAUGUUCACAUGAGUUGCCUCCUAGCGAUACAGCUUCCGGAAGUGAUCGAUUUACAGCAAACCGGCAGCUUCCGAUCAGUACACCGGAUCGUUUCGCUGCUUCUUGCGCAACAGAUACGCAUGCUUCAUGAGACCAAAUGCUCGGGGUGGGCUGAAGAUCCUCUCGUAUUUCCCGUUUGCCGUGCGCUGCUUUACCAGAGCCGUAGCGAGUCGCGAACAGAAGCGUCCAUUCAAUUGGAGCUGCUACGCUGGAUUCACAUUGGUGUUCGCUACUAUCCAAUCGGUGUGUUGGAAAAUGAGCGACAGAAGCGGAUCGGCGUGCCGGACACGGUAUUCAAUUUAGUUUACGAACAGCUUUCCCAUGAUGAAGGCUGCUCAAAUGGUAUCAACGGAAACGAUUUGUGCGCGAAAAACAAAAUCAAACGUGAAUCACUGUCCGCGUUCGAUGUGGUCAACGAAGACUUUGACCACGUCACUGUUCCGCAUAUUCAGCAGGUACAGGAGCAGGAAACGAUUAUCAAGUGCGUCGGGUUCGCGUUACAACUGAUGCUCUGUCGGCUAAAGCCGGAAACCGCUAACGAACGUUCGCGAGAGGCACGCACCACUUUCGGGCAGUUGCUGCACUUGAUAAAGGGUACUUUGCAGGAUGAAGCAACGGUGGCCACUGCAUUCCAAACCACGCUCGAUCAUCUGAUCCGUUCCAAACAGUACCCACCGGUGCUGACUCUGGUUCAUCUGUUAAUGUCCUACCAACCGGCCAUAGGGUUGACGAUACCAGUACCAUACGCAGAGAACGUUUAUCGAAAAGCAAUCAAGUACCUGCUCUCCCAGAAGGACCCGAACUACAGCAGCGCCAUCAUGACGCUGUCCACGUGUCAAAAUCGGGAUACCUGCAUCGAGUACUUGCGUAUGACUUUGAUGAACGAAUCGCAGAGAGUUUCCCUGCACACUCUACUGGAGUUCUAUUACUUCACGAUCGGCCAGGAAGCGAAGGCAGUUGAGGAGCGCAACCAGAGCCAGCGUUACACACUCUUCCACGAGCUGUGCAAGCUCGAUCCAUCGCUGAAGUCGAAGAAAUCCUUUAUCUUCCACUCGCAGGCUGAUCUUAUGAAAGAGCUGAAGCACAAGGUGAUCGGCGUGGAGUUGCUGCGCAAGAUGAGCGACGCAUUCAGCUGGGACUACCAGCAGAUGCUGGUUUCGCAGAUACUGACCUUCUUCAGCCAGCAGGAACCCUCGUUCACCGUUUGCACCGAUGAGUACGGUCGCGAGCAGGUUCUCGUGCAGGAUAAGCCCGAGGCAAUGCUAGAGCGCCUCGCAACGCACCUGGCCGAAAUCGAAAACGCAGUGCUGCUGUGUUCCAAGCUCACCAAGUUCAUGGAAGAGGCGAACGGUUACUUUUACGAGCAAUUUUUCUGCAUCUUCGACAUACUGGCCCAAUUCAGCGAACUCACCGACGAGAUCGGUAUGUGGCGCAAUAUACUGAUGUUUAUGAAGGAAAAUCUCACCGGCCGCCGACGGCAGCGGCCAGGGCAUCUGGAGCAGGAGGCAUGGGUACGAAUGCAUCCGGACGGCGAUAUGCUUCCAGACAUCGCCAAGUAUCGCUACCCGUUCAUGCUGAUCGUGCGCCAACCGCUAAAGGUGCUGCUGAAGGAGGACAUCGCGAUUGACAACUACCAGAAGCUGCUGGUGCUGGUAAAGAUGAAGUCAGCGCUUGAGGGUCUGGACUGCGACGAAAUGAACGAUUACUUCUGCAAAUCGGCGGUCGUCAACUCGAUCAACGAGUACAAGAUACAGAACAAGGAAAAAAGUCAACACAGCGAGUGGCAUCAGCAGGCGAAAAAUAAAGCUUUCCUGCAAUCGAUACUGCGCAUCGUGGACAGUGUAAAGGAUCGCUCUUCCAAGCUGAUAAUCCUGUACUACAUCACUUGCAACGCGUCGGACGGUGAGGAUCAGGUUAAUGCCGCUCACGCUUGCUAUCAGUUCGCCCGGAAGCACGAAACCGAACUGGUCACCGUUCCGGAGGCCAAGGAAAAGUUGGACAAAAUAUUCCGCAAGUAUCCGGUGUUGAAGACGCAGCAGCUACUCCAACAAAGCGGUGUCACGGAAGAGAAGCAGUUCCAGCUCGUGCGCAACCCACAGGAACUGAUCCAAGCCCUGUACAGCGAGUCGUGCUUCCAGAAGGUGAAGGUGAACGAGCUUGUCGAAGUGGUUGGCAAACUGUAUGACCUCGACGUGGAAGCGAUCCAGACGAUGUUGCUGCAGAAAUGGAUAACCAUUUUCGGCGGUGGCGCUGAAUCGGCCGACGAUUUCAAUGGAAUGCUCGAGGAAACGCUGUACGAUGAUCACAACGUGUCGCAAGGAAGCCAGAACGAUGACGCCUGCGUGCAGGACUACAUGAAGCGAGCGUACUACAUUCUCAGCAGCUGGGAGCGGGCGAAGAGUAUCGAGUUCCUGGUGGCCCAGCUUAACUCGGGUGCCGAUAGUUCGUCGGACAUUGGCAAACAGCUGCAGAUUUACCAGUGCUUCAGUAAGCUCGUGGAUGCGAACUGCAACCCGUAUCAGACGUUCUUUACGCAGCAGCGCUACACGGCGCUCAAAUGCGUCCACCUGUUGAAGUCGCUCGGGCUCAACAAUCUUUCGAUUCAGAAAUUUGAGGAGACGGACAAAAUGGCACUGCUCAAAAUGCUGUGGCAAUCGCACGCCACCAAUCCGAGAGGCCUGGAGGUGCUGGCCCUGAUUUGCAUCGGGUACAGUAUCUAUAAACCACAGAUUUGGAACGGCAUUCUCAAGCAGAUGGCACGGCUCGGGAUGGUACGACAUCUGCGCGGCCUGAUCGACAUCGUGACUGCGAAACGACAACUGUUCGCUCUCGACGGCUACCGAAUGGCGUGGGAGCUGCUGAUCAAGGAACCGUUCCGUAGCGCCAGCCGCGAACAGUCCCUUGCGGAGGACGCAAUGUUAGCCCGCUCGCUCGUGAUGAUGCAAAAGUGUCCGAUAUCGUCCCGUUUGAACCUGCUGGAGAUUGCGGGUGUGUGCGUAAACGUGAAUCGAGUCAACAUGGCCGCGGUAAUGAUCGGUUUUGCCGAACACGAUCAAAAGGAAGCCCUGAAAAAGUUGAUCGCCAACAAUGCGGUUCCCAAUCUGAAGGAUCAAAUUCAAGACCUGGAAGAGUUUGGUCUCGUAACGACCGUCACGAAGGCCGUCUGCCGGGAACUUAGUCUGGACGAUGUUUCACCUCAACAGCGGACGUCAAAGCAACGAUCCGAUUAAUGUCGGCUUUCUAUUUGUUUCGUAUUUUACACCUUUUCCUCUUCAAUAUUGUCCAUCUCAGAAUAUAGUACAUAGCUGCUCUUUGUAUUUGUAGGUCACAAUAAAUUAAUGCUUUCUU